Molecule: messenger RNA, 1941 nt
Organism: Exophiala mesophila
Lineage: Eukaryota; Fungi; Ascomycota; Eurotiomycetes; Chaetothyriales; Herpotrichiellaceae
Exons: 6
Coding region: 356-1843 (495 amino acids)
Molecular function (GO): oxidoreductase activity, acting on paired donors, with incorporation or reduction of molecular oxygen; monooxygenase activity; iron ion binding
Source: RefSeq, a predicted model, not a curated record
CUCCCCUUGAACCCCUCACAAUUGUCUAGACAUACAUUGAAAAGCUACAUCGCCGCCACUUUGUCAAUCAACGUCAACAAUCGAUUCCUUUGACGGGAACAUUAGGAACUAAGAUGCGCAUCGGAUCUAGCCGAGAAAUCCCUGAGCCGUGACCAAAAUCACCUCUAUUCGCAUUUCCCCUCGGCCCGAAGCAGCUUAAGUCCAGACUCCAUCGUAUCGACGCCACCUCAUUCGAAUACCACAGCUCUGACCGACCGUGCUGAUGGUUUGACGGCAACUUCCGCAGAUCAGGAUUUCGGUCUUGACGUUUGAACCCGAUCCUGCCUUCCUCUUUCGGUUGGAAGACUGGAUAGUGAUGACUUUUUGGGCCAUUUGCGUGGUCGUGUUAGGUGGAUUUGCAUCAUUCCGCCGGUUUCAGCAAUGGGAUCGAUUACGACAUAUUCCAGGACCCAGUUUUUGCGCAUGGUCGGGUCUUUGGAUGCUUCGUGCUGCCUUCUCCGGCACAUUGUAUGAGGAUUUGGGGAGAUUGCACAAACAAUAUGGUCCGCUGGUUCGCAUUGCACCCAACUAUGUCAUCUGUGGAGACCCAAUCGAGGUCCGUCGUAUGUGGGGAGUUCGUUCUCAGUUCGAUCGCUCUCCGUGGUACAAAGGCUUCCAACUCGAUCCACCGCGAGACUGCACCUUGUCCAUGCGAGACGAGGGACUGCACACUGCUCUACGGGCCAAACUAGCCCCUGGCUAUUCUGGAAAAGACAUUGUCUCGUUACAUGACUCAAUUGACGCACAAAUCGCUAAAUUCGUCCGCUUCUUGGAAACCAAGUAUCUCUCAACUGAGACCGAGUUUCGUCCGGUCGAUUUUGCUCGCAAGGCGCAGUAUCUGACCUUGGACACCAUCUCGACUAUCGCAUUUGGACGUACAUUCGGGUUCAUGGACCGAGAUGGAGAUCUGUUUGACUACAUCAAAACCACCGAGGAAUCGCUGCCACUGAUGCAGAUGAUCGCCCUCUUGCCAUGGCUGAUUGGCGUUCUACAGUCGCCGUUGUUUAAAGCUGUCCGACCAUCAGCCACAGAUGCGGUAGGGCUUGGAAAAGUGAUGGGUAUUGCCAAAGAGGUCGUUGCCGAACGGUUUGGAGAUUCAAAGAUCACCAAACAAGACAUGCUAGGGUCAUUUGUGGCUCAUGGCCUAGACCAAAAGGACGCUGAACAAGAGUCCCUCGUACAGAUAGUGGCUGGCUCCGAUACCACAGCCACGGUAAUUCGGAUCGGCAUGAUGCACAUCGCAACGUCUCCACUGGUGUACCAGAGACUUCAGCGUGAGAUUGACCAAGGAAUCAAAGCUGGCAAGAUCUCAUCGCCAAUCACCGACGCCGAGGCACGUGAACUACCAUACCUACAGGCUCUGAUCAAGGAGUGCUUUCGCAUCUGGCCCCCCAUCACAGGUAUCAUGCCGCGCAUGUCGGACCACGAUGGAGAAGUAUGUGGUCAGCGUAUCCCUGCCAACACCCAUGUCGGCUGGAGCGCUCACGCCGUGCUUCGCGACAAGGCCGUCUUUGGACCAGACUCGGAGCUCUUCUCGCCGGAACGUUGGCUGCGAGCAUCUGCCGCCCCUGAGAAGCUGCGUGUCAUGGAGAAUACUGUCGAACUUGUUUUCGGUCAAGGUAGGUGGGGCUGUCUAGGCAAACCCAUCUCCUUGCUCGAACUCAACAAGGUGUUUGUCGAGCUUCUUCGUCGCUUUGACUUCACCGUCAUUAAUCCCUCUCAUCCUAUGGAUACUUUCAAGUAUGGCGUGUCAAUGCAGUCGAACCUCCUGAUGCGAAUCUCUCGAAGGGAUCAAGUUUUAUGAAGUGGACUCGGAGCUGUAUUGCCGAUUGUAUGAAAUUGUGUAGAUUUUGAUUGGCCAUCUCCCUGGCCUCUAGCAAUGAGAUCUAGUUUCGUGGACUA